UUCAAGCUGUAGAGAUAGAUAAAAUUCAUCUUCCAGCCAACUUAUAUCUUGCCAGAAGAUAGUCGAACCCGAGAGAUGUUAGCCAGCCUGGUCAAUAAUAAGAGCGACAAAGAACCAUUCUGCUGGUUGUUACUAUUUUCCAUCAAUCCAUCUGCACAGAAAGGAGAAUGUGAGGCGAGAAUACAGACAGUUGUGAGAAAUGCUGUGUUAUACCAUUACAGGUUGCUGACUGACACACAAUUAAUUCCAUCUUGGCCUGGAGAAAGUUGUUUAGCAGUCCGCUAAAGUCUGGGAAGCCUUUCAAUUGUCCAAGCAAAUAUACGAACUAGACUUCGAACCCCUCCAAUGGAGAGACACUGAGUGGGAGGCAUUUCCAUUCCCAGAGACUGAUAGAGGCGAGAAUCAGUGGGUGGAGGAGGUUCAAGAUGAUAACCUACUCACCAUAUUUCCAAGGAUUCCGACUGUAUAUGGGGACGGUUGUGGCCCUUGCACUUUUAAUAUCCAAGUUAGGAGGUCAUCGCAGUUCUGCGUCUCUACGGGGAAAGAAUUGGUUUAACGGACAUUAGGACACAUGCCGAGGCGAAUGGUCUCCACUCGCCCCCGAAGGAAGUCAAUCACUGGUAACGCUGGCAAUGGAGCUUUUUUAGGUGGAGAGACGCAGCAAAAGGC
Aspergillus alliaceus is the source of this 669-nucleotide messenger RNA. RefSeq lists its product as uncharacterized. NCBI's taxonomy places the organism in Eukaryota, Fungi, Ascomycota, Eurotiomycetes, Eurotiales, Aspergillaceae. The record is from RefSeq and is a predicted model, not a curated record. The transcript has a single exon. The coding region runs from base 76 to 285 and encodes 69 amino acids.